AUGGCAGACUAUACACAAUACGCCACGCCCUUCAUUAAAUCAUUUUUUUCAAGCAUCGACCCACUAAUCAUCUUUGACGACGUGGAGCAUCUUACCUUACACGAGUUUCUCCGGGACUUUUACACACGCAAAGGAUUGCUUCACAAGUUAGAAGAUGUGGACGCUCUAGUAGAGAACUAUGGACACCAGCUUGACUUCAUAUAUGCCGAACUUGAUAAAAAGUAUGGCACGAAGUUCUCUAUCAAUCCACCACCUGUGGUUAAAUCUCGUCAGACUAAUGUUGUAGGCAGCUCUCUUAAAUUCCCUCGAAACGAAAGAAACUCUGGGGUGGGUAAGACAAGUCUGAUUUUUCGUCUUCAAAACAGCGAGUUUUACGAGAAAUUGAUGUCCACGAUUGAUGCUGAAUUUCUCACAUACGUUGCAAAAGUGGACAAUGUCGAUGUUAAGGCUCAAAUUUGGGAUACAGCUGGGCAAGAGCGUUUUCAAGCCACGCUAUCAACAUUUUGCAAUCGCCCUGUUGCUGGGGCCUUGCUGGUUUUUGACGUUGGCAACCAUGAAAGUUGGUUGGACGUUGAGAGAUGGCUUCAUAAACUGCUGAAUGUCGCUGAGCAUGGACUGUAUGUAACACUAGUCGGAAACAAAUGUGAUCUUGCGAACGACAAACGAGCUGUGGAAUCAGAAGAAGCGCGUCGGUUCGCAGAUGAACAUCACAUGUUAUAUUUUGAGACGUCUGCCAAGACCGGAGAAAAUGUAAAAGAGGUGUUUAAUGAUAUUAUCGCAGCUACUCAUCGAGCACGACCGACCGACAAUUAA
Messenger RNA from Plasmopara halstedii, 813 nucleotides. Its product is annotated as ras-related protein rab-11b. The record is from RefSeq and is a predicted model, not a curated record. Bases 1 to 813 code for a protein of 270 amino acids. The transcript is spliced from 3 exons. Lineage: Eukaryota; Oomycota; Peronosporomycetes; Peronosporales; Peronosporaceae. Gene Ontology annotation, molecular function: GTP binding; GTPase activity.